Molecule: messenger RNA, 1071 nt
Organism: Colletotrichum higginsianum IMI 349063
Lineage: Eukaryota; Fungi; Ascomycota; Sordariomycetes; Glomerellales; Glomerellaceae
Product: Mitochondrial chaperone bcs1
Exons: 2
Coding region: 1-1071 (356 amino acids)
Biological process (GO): protein insertion into mitochondrial inner membrane from matrix; mitochondrial respiratory chain complex III assembly
Cellular component (GO): mitochondrial inner membrane
Molecular function (GO): ATP binding; ATP hydrolysis activity
Source: RefSeq, a predicted model, not a curated record
AUGCUUGAAUCAUGGGUCUCUGCCCAGGCGUUCGCCAAAGACGCCCCUUCCUCGCUUGCUAGUGUUGAUAGCAGGAGAGGAAAAGCCCUCGCCCAUUUCAAAUCCGACAUCGCGGCUAAGAAACCCCUUCGUUUCACACCUUGGGGAGAACGACUGUCUUUCUGGUACAAGGGGUGUCUUCUCACUUUGAAGUACACGGAAAACGAAUCCGCCUUGUUCCCGCGCAAGACGAUGACGGUCUCCUGUAUCGGCCGUUCUUCAAAGAUCCUUCGUCAGCUUAUGGACGAAUGUCGACUCCAAUACUUGAGACUUUCCGAGGACAAAACUUCCAUCUUCGAGCAUCGCAAUAACGGCUGGAAAAGGACCAUUACUCGAGACAUCAGACCGAUCGAUACCGUGGUCAUGAACGAGGAGCUGAAGGAGAUGCUUCUUGCGGACAUUCGCUCAUUCCUCGACCCGAAAGCGCAAGUCUGGUACGCUAACCGAGGAAUACCCUACCGGCGAGGGUACCUCUUAUAUGGUUGCCCUGGAACUGGAAAGUCGAGCCUCAGUAUGUCCAUCGCCGGCUGUUUGGGGCUGGACAUCUACGUACUUAGUCUUGCCGGCAUCAACGACGUGCAACUUAGUGCCUUGUUCACCGAGCUUCCUCAGCGUUGUGUCGUCUUACUUGAAGACGUCGACGCAGUCGGAACGACACGAUCCCGGGAGGCCGACACUGAUGAGUCCGACUCUCGAUCAGAGGCAUCAAGAGGUUCAUCCAAGACGCCCGGGACUCUUUCGUUGUCUGGACUCUUAAAUGUCCUCGACGGCGUGGCUUCGCAGGAGGGGCGUGUUCUCAUCAUGACGACAAACCACAUAGAGCAUCUAGAUGAUGCUCUGAUACGACCUGGCCGCGUCGACAAGAAAAUCGAGUUCCAACUUGCCGAUUCCGAUGUGAUCUCAAAGCUGUUCCGUACUGUAUUUGAACAGUCAGAAGAGGAGCUGCCUGAUGUGGAGCAGCGAGCCAAGAACAACCAGGAAGUUCAGCGGUUGGCGAUUGAGUUUGGGCUCUCCCUCGGGCGCUUUGAGUAA